Messenger RNA from Sycon ciliatum, 572 nucleotides. Its product is annotated as large ribosomal subunit protein eL22-like. Gene Ontology annotation, cellular component: ribosome. The coding region runs from base 145 to 513 and encodes 122 amino acids. The transcript has 4 exons. Gene Ontology annotation, biological process: cytoplasmic translation. Gene Ontology annotation, molecular function: RNA binding; structural constituent of ribosome. The record is from RefSeq and is a predicted model, not a curated record. NCBI's taxonomy places the organism in Eukaryota, Metazoa, Porifera, Calcarea, Leucosolenida, Sycettidae.
AUGCUAUUGCUAGAAUAUGCUGCCCGAAAUAAAAAUGAUUCUGUUGUAGUUGAUCCGAUUGCAGUUUGUUGUUUGGUCGAAAUCAUUCUGUCCGAGGCCAGACUUUUGUAGCUUACUUGUAGGUCGUCACUGUAGAGAAACAAGAUGCCUGCCGCACGCAAAUCUCAAAGGAAGGUACAGAGCAGGAUUGUGCUAGAUUGCACUAACCCAGUAGAGGAUGGUAUCCUCGACGCUUCAGCAUUUGAGCAAUUCCUGCAUGAGCGCAUCAAGGUUCAAGGCAAGAUCGGAAAUCUUGGCAAUGCUGUCUCUAUCACGAGGGAGAAAGAGAGAAUUCACGUGGUCGCAGACGUUCCCUUCUCCAAGAGGUAUCUGAAGUACCUUACCAAAAAGUUCCUGAAGAAGAACAACCUACGCGACUGGCUACGCGUUGUUGCCAACGGUAAUACGUCGUAUGAACUCCGCUACUUCCAGAUCAACAACGAGGAGGAAGAGAAUGAAGAGGACGAGCAGUAGAUACAAUUGUGAUCAUUAUUUAUUCGUGUCUGCCAGUAUUUGAGCUACAAAACCAUGUA